Molecule: messenger RNA, 419 nt
Organism: Dendroctonus ponderosae (mountain pine beetle)
Lineage: Eukaryota; Metazoa; Arthropoda; Insecta; Coleoptera; Curculionidae
Product: larval cuticle protein F1
Exons: 2
Coding region: 93-383 (96 amino acids)
Source: RefSeq, a predicted model, not a curated record
ACGUAUUCUUCAGGCGGGGAUUUCAUAUAGAUAUAAAUAAAGCCGGCUCGACUUUGGCUGCAUCGACUUCUUCAGUUCAUCCAACAGCCAACAUGCAAGCUUUGAUCAUCAUCGUUGCCACCUUGGCCUUUGCCAGCGCCGGAUACAUCGGCUCCCCAGUUCUGGUGGCUCAUCCAGCUCCAGUCGUCCACAGCGUUCCAGUCGUUCCAGUGGUGAAAACCGCCCCUGUUCUCAUCAAACAAACCCCCUUGAUCCCGGUGGUGAAAGCUGCUCCUAUUGUUGCUGUGCACUCAGCUCCAGUCAUCACCAAGACCAUCCAGGCUCAAUCCAUCGUUCAUCCAGCUCCAGUUGUUCAUGCAGCUCCAGUUUUAGUGCACCAUUAAGUUAAGUUUUCCCCAAUAAAUGUUUGUUUGAUUUCA